CCCAGAAAGCCUGUUUGGGUUGGCUGAAUCCUUCCACAGUGGUUUAACAAAUGACUUUACAGAGAGCGAAAUGUAGCCAGAGGAUCAUUAGGGCAGCUGGGCAAUAAUUAACAGAUACCCGUGAGUUAAAGGCCAGUUACCAGGGCAUGUGAGAAGCGCUAGGGGAAGAGCAUGGCAAGAUGCCCGCAGAGCCCUGAGGGGACAGGGCGAUGGCAGGGACCUCAUGGGGCACAGAGGGGUGAUGCUCCUGCUCUUCCUGGUCCUUUCCCCGCCCUGUUGCAAAACCAGGGGCUGCCCCAGGCUGUGUUUGCAGGCUCACGGGAUGACUGGGGGCUGUGUGCAUGGCUGGGGGGUGCCUUUCCCCCGGGACAUCCCCUGCGCCUGCUUCCAGCACAGCUCUGGGCUGUGCCUGCAGCAAGGAUCCCUUCGGGAAGCGUUGCACAAGGGUCCCCGGGAAGGCUUCUCCUGGAGGCCUGUGCCUGCGCAGGAGCGGGCAGACCCCCCAGGACCAGCUGCCUUCAUUUUGCCCCCCACAGCCCAGGUGCAACCACACGGGGCGGUUGUGCAAGGCAGCACCAGCUUUUUGAGCAACGGAGCCGUCCCAUCCGUAUCUUGUGCAAAAGGCUUCCGGAAAACACAGGGGGAAAAGGCACAAACGUCGACAUCCCCCAGCCUGCUUCCCACCCCCAUCCUCCCCCAGGAAUUUAAGUGCCAGCAUCCCCCAGCGACCGCACACAUCUCCCAGGGGCUGCGGCAGCAUGAGGUCCGUGGCUGCCCUCCUCCUCGUGGGGAUGCUCAUCGCCUGGAUGGAGCUGCCAGCAGUGUGAGGGCCCGGCUUCUCCGCAUCCCCGUGCCACCUCCGGUACCAGCCCGCUGCUCGCAGCCCGGGGAGGACUGUCCUGCUGGGGACAGGGACGGGGACAGCUCCUUGCCCACGCUCUGAAACCUCCCUGGCUGCCGAACCAGCUGCCACAGGAUGCUGCCUGCUCUCUGCUCCCUCUCUCUUUUCCCUUCCCUGCUGCUGUUACAAAUAAAGGAACUUGUUCCAGGAGG
Molecule: messenger RNA, 1053 nt
Organism: Anas platyrhynchos (mallard)
Lineage: Eukaryota; Metazoa; Chordata; Aves; Anseriformes; Anatidae
Source: RefSeq, a predicted model, not a curated record